This is a messenger RNA of Dinoponera quadriceps, 2100 nucleotides long. RefSeq names its product E3 ubiquitin-protein ligase TRIM23-like. The record is from RefSeq and is a predicted model, not a curated record. Gene Ontology annotation, biological process: vesicle-mediated transport; intracellular protein transport. Gene Ontology annotation, cellular component: plasma membrane; lysosomal membrane; cytoplasm. Gene Ontology annotation, molecular function: GTPase activity; GTP binding; zinc ion binding. The transcript is spliced from 6 exons. The coding region runs from base 582 to 2057 and encodes 491 amino acids. NCBI's taxonomy places the organism in Eukaryota, Metazoa, Arthropoda, Insecta, Hymenoptera, Formicidae.
GAAUGUUUACGUGUUUUAGAGCAACGAUUAUCCUGUUAGUCGAGUCCUCGAGAAAUCCAGUCUAGCUGUCAGAAUAUCCAAUCGAAGCGUGUGCGACUCGAUAAAAGACGUCACCUUAUUCCUUGCUUACAAAGUACGCACAUAGGUUGACAAUGUUAAUGUUGUCCCGAGUCUUUCGGUAAUUGAAUAUGUGGUUAAUUUCAGACGUUACGAAUUAUCGAUUUUUCGAACGAUAACAGGUAAUAAUAACGUCUAAAAUUAAGAGGUGCACUCGGGUAAUCAAAAUUGAAACAGGUGCUGGACAUUUAUGAAGUCAUUGGAGCAACGAUGCUAUCAGUCAGACUACUGAGGAAUCUCUGGAAAUACCAGACGUACCGGAUAUUUAGUCGAACACGGGCUUUGAUGAAACGCGUCACCUUAAGCAUAGUCUACGAUAACCAGUGGGAGUAUGUUGUUUACAAGAAGUGUUGGAGUGCCGGGUCUGCGAGGAGGUAUUCUCGGUGGACGGCGUCAAGGUGCCCCGCUUGUUGCACUGCGGUCACACGGUGUGUCACUCCUGUCUGCUGCAGCUGAGGACCUGCAUGUCGGACCAGCAGUUCCUCCUGUGCCCGUUCGACCGGCAGCCCACCAGUAUACGCGAGAACAGCGUUUACGGCUUGAAGAAGAACUUCGCGCUCAUCGAGCUGCUGGAGAGGCUCGAGCAGUCCAGCAGCGAGAAGAGCCUGGUGCUGGAGCGCGAGAGGCUCCAGUCGAAUCAGCUGUGCGACGAGGACGAGGCGCACACCGCGGUGCUCUACUGCACGGUAUGCGCCACGCAUCUGUGCGAGGCCUGCGACACCGCCACCCACUCGUCCAAGACUCUCGGCAAGCACAGGCGCGUGCCGCUGUCGGAGAAGCCCUGCGAGAAGCCCCGCUGCCCGAUACACACCGCCCACGUCGCCGAGUUCACGUGCACCCAGGAGGGCUGUCACAACUCCCUCAUGUGCUACCUGUGUAAAGAAUACGGCAAGCACAGCACGCACAAGCCAGCGUUGAUGGAGGAGGAAGCGGAGAACAUCAGGAAGUCCAUUAUCGCGGCGUUGCAAAAGAUGACGCAGUUUAUGGAAAGCAUGAGAGACACCGCGCACAGAAUAGAAAUAGUCACCGAGGAACUGGAGGGCUGGGCGAUCGAGGACGCGAGACGGAGGGUGCGGUAUCACUUCGAGGAGCUACGAGCCGUGUUGGCCGAGCAGGAAAAGACGGCGAUGGCGUACGUCGAGACGGAGACCCGCGGCAGACUGUACGCGCUUAGACAGCAACAGAAGGAUCUCACCACCACGAGGUCGCAGGUAGCCGGCGUCUGCAUCCAGUGCGAGAGCAUACUCGACUCCGAGGACUGGAAGUUGCUCAGCAGCUCCGAGAAAGUCAAGGAGGUGCUGGCCACUUUGGAACAACAGCAGCAGCAUUACGCGCAACUCGGCCCGGAUUUUCUCAGCCCCGAGUCGUCUAUACCCAUCAUCUUUAGCCGAGAUAACAGGAUACACAUCGGAACGAAGAUCGAUAUGCGCGUGGUGAUUCUGGGGCUGGACGGAGCGGGGAAAACGAGCAUCCUGUCCGCGAUGAGAGGCGUUACGCUGUCGGAUCCGCCGAUCCCUACGAUCGGCUUCAACGUUGAGAGCUUGGAGUACCAGAAUCUCGUGUUCACUCUGUGGGACGUCAGCGGCCAGCAGAAGUUCAGACCGCUGUGGAAGCACUAUUAUCACAACACGCAGGCAGUUAUCUUCGUGGUCGACGCCGCCGACAGGUCUCGCUUCGAAGAGGCGCAGAACGAAUUGUCCAAGAUACUCUACGAACGUGAGCUGAAAGACGCACUGUUUUUGAUCUACGCCAACAAACAGGAUGUCGUGGGUUGUGCGAACGUCGAGGAACUCACCGAUAUCCUCGGUUUGCAUAAACUUUGCUGCGCGAGAGCUUGGCACAUCCACGGCUCGUCAUUGGUCACCAAUGCCAGUGGCGCGUUGCAGGGCCUCGAUUGGCUCACGCAGCAACUCGGUACUCACUGGACCGAAUGUAUAUAGAGCGUUCCUCCCCAUCUCUCUCUUUCCUUUUUUUAUAUAAAAA